Mytilus trossulus (common blue mussel) is the source of this 805-nucleotide messenger RNA. RefSeq lists its product as uncharacterized. The record is from RefSeq and is a predicted model, not a curated record. NCBI's taxonomy places the organism in Eukaryota, Metazoa, Mollusca, Bivalvia, Mytilida, Mytilidae. The transcript is spliced from 7 exons. The coding region runs from base 137 to 799 and encodes 220 amino acids.
CAUAAGACAGUAAUCUUUUUGACUUUUUUUUUUACUGUAAAUCGUGACUUAAUUCACAUUUUAUAUUUUGUUAUUUAUUACAUAUACUGGGUUGGAUUAUUUGUAUAUCAAUAAUUGGAAGACUCAAGAAGAAAACAUGGGAAACUAUAUGGAUAGACACAGCUCCGAACCAGUUGUUGAAAGUGAUAUUCCACCCCUCGGCCACAGGUGGGUUUGUGAAAGUCCGGAAAAUGAUAUGCAACCAUUCAUUGAGAAUACUACGAAUAAAAUCUUAGAAGAGUUGUCAAAAGUUAGAGGAAAAGUUUCCAACACAAGUUAUUUAAACUUUGGAUGCAAAGAGAGGAACGAUGUCGCAGUUGGCCUCAAUCAGAUAAAGAGCUUGGAUGAAAAGAAUGCGCCCUAUCUAGAAAAAGAUACAAGAGCACAUCAGGGAAACAUCGAAUCUGAUUCAACCGCAGUUUCUUUUCUCAACGGUAUACUUGAUAUUCCACCCCUCGGCCACACAUUGGUUUGUGAAAGUCCGGAAAGUGAAUCUGAUCCAACCGCAGUUUGUUUUCUCAACGAUAUACUUUCUUAUCCCGAACACAGAGUCGAAUGCCAGAAAAAUUUCCAAGAAGAAGAAAUAAUAAGGCUAGCAAAGCGGCGCAGUAGAGUGCGAAUGAUAAAUGACGAGGAUGAUCCAUUGAAGGCAUCAAGCAAUAUUGAAAGAACCUUGCAAGGUUCAAGCGGCCCUCACAGCAGUCAUAAUCUGGAAGGAGAAGAGAAAAUGCCAUGUGGCGUUGCCUACAUAAUGAAAUAAUAAAUG